GAAAUAUCACAUUAAAGAAAUGGAGUUAUCUUUCACACAAGGUCGAUGGAACUAUGAAAGAUGGGGUGGAUUUGAUACAAUAUCUAGCCAAAAUGCAAAGCCUCCUGGUGUUGAAUUGUGGGCAGUCUUUGAUGUCCCUCCUAAUCAGGUUGACGCUUCUUGGAAAAACUUAACCUAUUCUCUGUCAGGUCUCUUUUGUGCUUCAAUAAACUUCCUAGAGUCUUCUAGCUCUUAUUCUGCUCCUAAAUUGGCGUUUCAGUCAGCCUUCGGUAGUUUAAGAUAUGGUACAUUGCCGUGCGAAGCUGUCUGUUAAGAGAAUCUUACUCCAUGGUUGAAACUUCUUCCUUGUCGAGACAAAGCUGGACUUUCAGCCUUAAUGGAUAGACCAUCUAUUUACGGGAGUUUUUAUCAUUCACAGCGAUUGCACUUGACAGCAUCCAGUGCUCCUGCAGAUGGGUUAGAUUCUGGAGUUAUUCUAGAACAAACACUUACAGUUGUACUUCAGCCUAAUGUUCAGAGAGCCGGUAUGAGUUAUCAUGAUGAAAUAAAGAUUCAACCAAGCUGGUCUUUAAGCUCAAUAUUUGGACAAAAAGUGAAUGGAAGAUGUGUUCUUGCUAAAUCGAGUAAUGUCUACCUACAAGUUGAGAGAGGUCUAGUCUCUCAACUUGAGAACCUCCAGAAGAAUGCUGUGGCAUAUGAUGCUAAUGACAGAGGUACAGAAGUGUUGAGAAGGAAUCUUGGCUUUGAUUUAUCUAUUAUGCCAGAUAAGAUUCAUAGAGAACUGGGAAAGAGCUCCACAAUUCUGAAUGAAUAUUCGAUCAAAGGGUACAAUGAUACCGAACAAUUUGAUUUAGGCAUAACAUGGAAGUAUCCAGUUGUUUGGUCCUCCUCACAUGCACCUUUCUAUGCCAGUAGAUUUUUAAUGGGAAGUGGAAAUGAAAGGGGUUCGAUUGCAAUAUCCUUGAAGUCUACAGAAUUGACCAAGAGCUUCAUUGCAGCCAAUAAUGUUGAAGAGAAGUGUAAGUUACAAGUUAAUGUUCUCCAAAUUGUGCCUUGGUAUAUUAAGGUAUACUAUCAUACCUUACAAUUAUUAGUAGAUGGAAAGCCUCAAGCAGUCACAGACUUUGUUGAGAAAAUGAGUGUUUCACCUUCUGAAGACAAAGUAUCAUCAGGAGUGAUGGAGCUGAUCCUCAGACUUCCUUGUGAGAUUAAAUCGGCUGUAUUAAAUAUCGAGUUUGAUAAGGGCUUCUUGCACAUUGAUGAAUACCCUCCAGAUGCUACUCAAGGACUUGAUAUCCCAUCAGCAAUAAUAAGCUUUCCUGACUUCCAUGCUGGUUUGCAAUUUUCUGAUGACUCUAUAACCAAGUCGCCAAUGCUGUCUAAAUUCCAGGAAAAGAGCCCUGUUCUCUCAUACACAGAAGUUUUACUCGUACCCGUGGCAACUCCUGAUUUCAGUAUGCCUAACAUGGUCAUUACAAUUACUUGCAUAGUUUUUGUAUUGUAUUUUGUAUUCUUGAUAAAGGUACUUCAAGGACGGGUUGGAGAUGAGGAAAUACUUUUGAAAAACAAAGUUGCAACAAAAGUUGUGUUCCUUUGUCGAGCAAUAAAUAAAUUGUCUGCGAGGCUAACGAGGAGAUCAUCAGAGUCCACACAACCACAACAGUCAUCCUCAUCAUCUGUAUUACUCCAAAAUUGAUUCUUAAAUUACAAUUAGUUGCAGGAAUUGUUGUUGUAUGGAAAUACUGCUCGAAAUGAUACCAUAUAAUUUGGUAGUAUUUGGUGUAUUAUAUUCCUCGAUGCAUCUUUCUUUGGCUUCAUCAAGCCUUGGCUUGAGACUCCAUAGGAUUACCUUUUCGCUGCCUCUGUCUAACCAUUUUUCU
This is a messenger RNA of Medicago truncatula (barrel medic), 1880 nucleotides long. Its product is annotated as GPI transamidase component PIG-T. Gene Ontology annotation, cellular component: GPI-anchor transamidase complex. Gene Ontology annotation, biological process: attachment of GPI anchor to protein. The record is from RefSeq and is a predicted model, not a curated record. NCBI's taxonomy places the organism in Eukaryota, Viridiplantae, Streptophyta, Magnoliopsida, Fabales, Fabaceae. The transcript is spliced from 4 exons. The coding region runs from base 377 to 1696 and encodes 439 amino acids.